Myodes glareolus (Bank vole) is the source of this 4464-nucleotide messenger RNA. NCBI's taxonomy places the organism in Eukaryota, Metazoa, Chordata, Mammalia, Rodentia, Cricetidae. The record is from RefSeq and is a predicted model, not a curated record.
UCAGGCCACAGAAACGGGGCGUGGGGCAGGGCCUGAGGCAUCCCUGGCCACCACAAUUGCUCCGCCUGUGGCCACCAAUUCCCCUCCCCUGGCGUCCCUCUCUCCGCCCCUGUCGCCUGCCAGUACCGGACACGCUGCUGCACUUCAUCUCUUGGGGCGCUCUUCGCCUUGGCCAACCGUCGCAUCCUGUGCAACUCUGGUCAGUGGCCGUUUGGUGUUGAAUGUUCCCCAAGAGUGCAUGGCUGCAGAACCGAGGCGCAGACUCGGGCCCCGAGGGGUCGUCCUCUGGGAAGCCGUGGUGAUGCUGUUGUACCUGGGAGUGCCUGCGGGGUACCCCUACAACCUGGACCCAGAGAGCGCGCUGCUGUACCAGGGCCCCUCCGGCUCUCUGUUUGGCUACUCGGUGGUGCUACACAGCCACGGGGAAAAGCGCUGGCUAAUCGCAGGGGCACCCACUGCCAGCUGGCCCUCCAAUGCCUCAGUGGUCAAUCCUGGGGCGAUUUACAGAUGCAGGAUCGGAAAGAAUCCAGGUCAAACGUGCGAGCAGCUCCAGCUGGGUAGCCCUGCUGGAGAGCCCUGUGGAAGGACUUGCUUGGAAGAGAGAGAUAACCAGUGGCUGGGGGUGACACUUUCCAGACAGCCGGGUGAAAAUGGAUCUAUUGUGACUUGCGGGCAUAGGUGGAAAAAUAUAUAUUACAUGAGGACUGAUAAUAAGCUACCCAGUGGUGUUUGCUACGCGGUGCCUUCAGAUUUGCGAACAGAACUGAGCAAAAAGAUGGCCCCAUGUUACCGAAAUUUUGUGAGAAAAUUUGGAGAGCAUUUUGCAUCGUGUCAGGUUGGAAUAUCGAGUUUUCACACCCAGGAUUUAAUCGUGAUGGGGGCCCCAGGAUCGUCUUACUGGACUGGUUCCGUCUUUGUCUACAAUAUAACUACAAACACGUACAAGGCAUUUUUAGACCUUCAGAAUAAAGUAAAAUUUGGAAGUUACUUAGGCUAUUCAGUUGGAGCUGGUCAUUUUCGAAGUCCACAUACGACUGAAGUCGUAGGAGGAGCCCCUCAACAUGAACAGAUAGGAAAAGCAUAUAUAUUCAGCAUCAAUGAAAAGGAGUUGAGCAUCAUCCAUGAAAUGAAAGGUAAAAAGCUCGGCUCAUACUUCGGAGCGUCUCUCUGCGCAGUGGACCUCAACGCAGAUGGCUUCUCAGAUCUCCUUGUGGGGGCUCCCAUGCAGAGCACCAUCAGAGAGGAAGGGAGAGUAUUCGUAUACAUCAACUCUGGCUUGGGAGCUGUAAUGAAUGAGAUGGAAACAGUGCUCACUGGGAGUGACAAAUAUUCUGCAAGAUUUGGGGAAUCUAUAGCAAAUCUUGGUGAUCUUGACAAUGAUGGCUUUGAAGAUAUUGCUAUCGGUGCUCCACAAGAAGAUGAUUUGCGAGGUGCUAUCUACAUUUACAAUGGCCGAGCAGAUGGGAUCUCACCCACCUACUCACAGAGAAUCGAAGGACGUCAAAUCAGUGAAUCAUUAAGGAUGUUUGGACAAUCUAUCUCAGGACAAAUUGAUGCUGACAACAAUGGAUAUGUUGAUGUAGCGGUUGGUGCUUUUCGGUCUGAUUCUGCAGUGUUGCUAAGGACAAGGCCUGUAGUGAUUGUGGAAGCAUCCUUAAGUCAUCCCGAGUCAAUAAAUAGAACAAUAUUUGACUGCACUGAAAAUGGACUUCCCUCUGUGUGCAUGGAUCUAACCCUCUGUUUCUCAUAUAAGGGCAAAGAAGUCCCAGGCUACAUCAUUUUGUUUUACAACGUGAGCUUGGAUGUGCACAGAAAGGCAGAGACACCAGCAAGGUUUUACUUCUUCUCUAAUGGAACUUCAGACAUGAUCACAGGAAGCGUGGGGGUUUCGAGCAGUGGAGAGAAGUGUAGGACACACCAGGCAUUCAUGCGGAAAGAUGUACGAGACAUCCUCACGCCUGUUCAGGUUGAGGUCACGUACCACCUUGGACAUCAUGUGAUUACCAAAAGGAACACAGAGGAAUUCCCACCACUGCAGCCAAUCCUCCAGCAGAAGAAAGAAAAAGACAUGAUCAGGAAAACAAUAAACUUUGCAAGGUUUUGUGCCCAUGAAAAUUGUUCUGCUGAUCUGCAAGUUUCUGCAAAAAUCGGAUUUUUGAAGCCAUAUGAAAAUAAAACCUAUCUUGCUGUUGGGAGCAUGAAGACCAUAAUGCUAAAUGUGUCCGUGUUCAAUGCUGGCGAUGAUGCUUAUGAAACAACCCUGAAUAUCCAACUUCCCAUAGGCCUUUACUUCAUUAAGAUCUUAGACCUGGAAGAGAAACAGAUAAACUGUGAAGUGACGGAGAGCUCCGGCCUGGUGAAACUCGCCUGCAGCCUUGGCUACAUAUAUGUGGAUCGUCUCUCAAGGACAGAUAUUAGCUUCCUCCUGGACGUGAGCUCACUCAGCAGGGCAGAUGAGGAUCUCAGCAUCACCGUGCACGCCUCCUGCGAAAAUGAAGGAGAAGUGGACAGAAUGGAGGACAACAAAGUGACAUUAGCGAUACCUCUAAGAUACGAAGUUGCGCUGGCGGUUCACGGGUUCGUGACCCCAACUUCAUUUGUAUACGGAUCAAGUGAAGAAAAUGAGCCAGAAACAUGCAUGACGGAGAAGCUGAACUUCACCUUUCAUGUUAUAAACACCGGCAUUAGCAUGGCUCCAAAUGUUAGUGUGGAAAUAAUGGUACCCAAUUCUUUCCUCCCUCAAACGGAUAAGUUGUUCAACGUUUUAGAAAUCCAGGCCACUACUGGGAAAUGCCAUUUUAAACAUUAUGGAAGAGAGUGUACAUCAGGACAGGAAAAAGGCGUAGCGGAGACCUUGACAGACAUAGUCAAAUUCUUAUCAAAGACUGACAAGAGACUCUUGUAUUGCAUGAAAGUGGAUCUACACUGUUUAGAUUUCUUAUGCAACUUCGGGAAAAUGGAAAGUGGAAAGGAAGCCAGCGUUCACAUCCAGCUGGAAGGUCGGCCAUCCAUCUUGGAAAUGGAUGAGACUUCAUCGCUCAGGUUUGAAAUCAGAGCAACAGCUUUUCCAGAGCCUCACCCAAAAGUUAUUGACCUGACUAAGGAUGAGAACGUUGCCCAUGUUCUCCUGGAAGGGCUCCAUCAUCAAAGACCCAAACGGCGUCUCACCAUCGUGAUUAUUACCAGCAGCUUGCUGCUGGGACUUAUUGUACUUUUAUUAAUUUCAUGUGUUAUGUGGAAGGCUGGGUUCUUUAAAAGACAGUACAAAUCUAUUCUACAAGAAGAAAACAGGAGAGACAGCUGGAGUUACGUCAACAGCAAGGGUGACGAUGACUAGAGACUCUUCAAUUGAGAGCAGUGAACAAAGACUCAGGGAAAAAUCUCCAAGAAAGGAAAUACACAGAGAUUGCUUUCCAGCACUCAAAAGUAGAGAAAAACACUAAAGCUAUUGACUUAAAGAAAAGUGAACUUCGAAGGGAACUUGAAAGAAACUUCAGACUUAGCCAAGCAGACUUUAAAAGGAACAGUUUUUCAAGGAGGCAUGGACUACACGGGCUCACGACGGUGAGAUCAAUGCCACAGAAAGGGCACUUGUGGGUUUCAAAUACACUUGAGACAUUUUCAAAAUAUAAUGAUGACCUUUGAAGCCAUUGAGAAUCUUUCAAAGAACUGUUUCCAGAGUUUCUAAUGGAUAACAGUGGUCUAAUGGAUAAAUCAUUCUAAAACAGUGGAACUAAAACAUUGGAAGAUUGUCCUUUGGAGCACAUCAUCCCUGGGCUCUCUCCCUAUGGUCCUUUUAUUCGGCAGAUAUGAGUUUUAAAUGCCUGAUGAACAACAUCUGUGCAGCACAGGAUGGUUUCUGGACACGCGUGGAUCCUGCAAAAGUGGCCAGUUGUGGACUCUUCUUUUUAUAUAUAUAAACUUUUCUGAGAUACAAUUACCAUCCACCUGUUUUAUCAACAGCAUCCAGGAAUAAUUUUUUUCAAUUCUCUAUUUGUAAAACCUGUUCUUAAGGAUUGUCUUCUCAUUGCAGAGCCUAACAUCACACUUUAGCUGUUAUAAUAUGAACCAUCACUCACUGGUGAUUUCAAACUGCAAAGAAGGGCGAGGGAGCCGACAUGUCAAAGCGUUCACUGUUUCAAAUGAAGCAAACACGAAUACCUGCCACGAUGUUGUUGUUUUCCUCGUUCUGUUGAAUCACGCAGUAACCAGGGCUGUAAAAAGCAUUGCUAUAGAGACGGAGAAGCACAGAUGGAACAGCAAGUCACUGGUGAUGCUUGUAUGCAGGGACAGGAUGUGAUUGACGUUCCCGUGAGAUACGUACGUUUGAUGCUACACAAGGCUUUACUUUAAAGUGAACCGUCUUCUACCUGGGUUUUUACAUAACCAUUUUUGUACUAUUCAUUCCGUACACAUGGUCUGAUAAAUAUAAAUUUCUCAUCUGGAUCUUUUAUGCAUAAGAAA